AUGCUGCCACAGCGCCGGAGCAGCAGCCCGGUCGCCCACACCCCGCGGGAGCUGCGCCUCGCACAGGCGCAGUCGCAGCAGCCCAGCUCGCCCGCGACAUCGACUGCGGCGCCGGCGGCCGAGGACGACGGGCGGAAGGCGGUGGGUCUGGGCAUCAGGCGGCCAAUGCGGGGCCGAGUCGGCGGCGAGGAGGAUGGCGAGGAGGAGCGGGAGCGCAGGCGGCGAGAGCAGGAGGAGAUCGAGCGGCUCCAGCGCGAGAUCGAGCGAAAGGAGCGCGAGGACAAGGAAGCGAAAGCGAAAGCGGAGAGCGAAAAAGAGAAAGAGAAAGCGAAAGCGAAGGCGCACAAUGCCGAUCUGGGCGGCGAAGAGAUUGUCAAGAGCACUGUCGACACCACCCGCGUCGGCACCGGCGGCGGCGGUGAUGAUGAUGAUAGCACGAGCGACAGUGACAGCGAUGGCGACGAGAUCGUGUUUGACGAGGAGGACGACAGGAACGAGUCGGCGAGGCGGACCAAGGCGGCCCUCGACGCCGUCAUGCACAAGCAGGGCAGGACCGGCAGCUUUUGGUCCUCCUUCUUUAAGUGA
Acanthamoeba castellanii str. Neff is the source of this 585-nucleotide messenger RNA. RefSeq lists its product as uncharacterized. Bases 1 to 585 code for a protein of 194 amino acids. NCBI's taxonomy places the organism in Eukaryota, Discosea, Longamoebia, Acanthamoebidae. The record is from RefSeq and is a predicted model, not a curated record. The transcript has a single exon.